AUGGACCACGAUGCAAGUUUCGAGGGCAUCAUCCAACGCGUCUGUGUUCCUGGCUGGUCGAAAGCCGAGGAAAAGGUUUGCUAUCGGAUCUUUUUCGAUAUUUGUCGGGAGACGCAAGAUGUUCAUCAACCGCGAGUUUUCAACUCAUUAUGGUCGCGGUUGUCUCAAGAAAUGACCAUAGCAGUGCGAAAAUCAUUUUCAAUCAUUAAGGUGAUGAAAAAAAUCAGCAUGCUACGUACACACUUCCGGGAAUUUCAACAGUAUGUUGCGCUCCCAGGAGUCACCAUCUACGGAGGCAAAGGUCUUGUGCAGGUUUCCGCACUUUAUUGGUUGCAUGUCGGCCAGAAGACUGACUACGAGUGUUACUUCCGAAUCUUCGGCUUUCAUUGGUACAUGGAAUGCAUGGAACUAUGGGGUGAGCGCGCGACUACUGAGGUAGACCUGACAGGUAUAGCCGGUGCCGUCCACGCCAAACCUCUGACAUUUGACGACACCGAUGAGGAUAUUGAUGUGGAGAUCGUCCUGGUGGGUGAAGAAGAAGUUCCAGACAACCAAAUUGGUGAUAAUGGCGCCCAAGAUAUUAAUGUGGCGGCCCCAUUGCAUGGACCCAUUGCCCCCGACCAUGACGAAGUUCCCAUCAUCGAUUUAGAUUACGUCGAGGAGUCGGAUGCCAUGGACCUUCACAGUGAUUGCGAGUCAUGUGUUGAAUCCGUCUAA
Striga asiatica is the source of this 717-nucleotide messenger RNA. NCBI's taxonomy places the organism in Eukaryota, Viridiplantae, Streptophyta, Magnoliopsida, Lamiales, Orobanchaceae. The record is from the annotation of a GenBank genome assembly.